Molecule: messenger RNA, 1259 nt
Organism: Rhinichthys klamathensis goyatoka
Lineage: Eukaryota; Metazoa; Chordata; Actinopteri; Cypriniformes; Leuciscidae
Gene: etfa
Product: electron transfer flavoprotein subunit alpha
Exons: 12
Coding region: 87-1088 (333 amino acids)
Cellular component (GO): mitochondrion
Molecular function (GO): electron transfer activity; flavin adenine dinucleotide binding
Source: RefSeq, a predicted model, not a curated record
CUGAUCUCGCGAGAACUCAACCCAACCUCUAUCCCCUGUUACUAAAGCAGUGGCAGUGUGGAUGCUGAUAGUUUGCUGCUGUAAUCAUGCUCAAAGCUGUCAACAAGACCUAUCUCAGGCAGUUGUCUGGUUUGAUUCAGAGGUUUCAGAGUACUCUGGUUGUUGCCGAGCACAAUAAUGACACGCUGACCCCCAUCACCCUGAACGCCAUCACCGCUGCUAAUAAACUCGGCAGUGACGUGUCCUGUUUGGUUGCUGGAACGAACUGUGCGAAGGUUGCAGAGCAGUUGUCCAGAGUUCAAGGGGUGAAGAAAAUUCUGAUAGCUCAACAUGCAGCCUACAAAGGGUCAUUGCCAGAGGAGCUGACACCCCUCAUCUUGGCAACUCAGAAACAGUUCAGUUUCACACACAUCUGUGCGGGAGCUUCUGCUUUCGGAAAGAAUCUCCUUCCAAGAGUGGCCGCCAAGUUGGAUGUGGCUCCCAUUUCAGAUAUCAUUGAGAUCAAAUCUGCAGACACCUUUGUGAGGACCAUUUAUGCUGGAAAUGCCCUCAGCACAGUCAAGUGCAAUGAAAGCGUCAAGAUCUUCACGGUUCGAGGCACUUCCUUUGAACCUGCGGCCAUAGAGGGGGGCAGCGCCUCUUCAGAGGAAGUCUCUUCGUCUGCCGCUGCUGGAGUCUCUGAGUGGCUGGAACAAACUCUAACUAAGAGUGACCGUCCAGAUCUCGCCAGUGCUAAAGUCGUGGUGUCUGGAGGGAGGGGCUUGAAGAGCGGCGACAACUUCAAACUGCUCUACGACCUCGCCGACCAGCUGAACGCAGCCGUUGGUGCCUCCAGAGCCGCAGUUGAUGCUGGUUAUGUACCAAACGACAUGCAGGUUGGACAGACUGGAAAGAUUGUGGCUCCUGAGCUGUACAUUGCAGUUGGCAUCUCUGGCGCUAUCCAACAUCUUGCUGGAAUGAAAGAUAGCAAGACCAUUGUUGCCAUCAACAAGGACCCAGAAGCCCCUAUUUUUCAGGUGGCUGACUAUGGCCUAGUGGCAGAUCUGUUCAAGGUUGUACCCGAGUUGACUGAAGCCCUGAAAAAGUGAGACAACUCAGAAAGAUGGUACUCACCUGGAGAACUUUACUGGGAACCUGCCUUAAGAAGCUCUGAGCUGACGCUCUGUCCAUCUCUCGAGUGGGAUUUUACUCCAGAACACCUAUGUACUUCAGCUAAUGUAGACAGCAAACCACUUCUUUUAAUAAAAGAAUUCAGUGAC